Molecule: messenger RNA, 1795 nt
Organism: Bufo bufo (common toad)
Lineage: Eukaryota; Metazoa; Chordata; Amphibia; Anura; Bufonidae
Gene: PLPP3
Product: phospholipid phosphatase 3
Exons: 6
Coding region: 378-1304 (308 amino acids)
Biological process (GO): canonical Wnt signaling pathway; phospholipid dephosphorylation; phospholipid metabolic process
Molecular function (GO): phosphatidate phosphatase activity
Source: RefSeq, a predicted model, not a curated record
UCAGGAAGGGGCCGAACAAGUCAAAUCCCAUCAGAGCCCGGAGCAGGCAGAGACUUUCAGGGGGCUGGAAAGAGAGAGAAUAAAAGUGCAAGAAGACAGCAGAGCCUCAGACUGGCCGAGCCUUUGUGCUGGAGGUUUGGAGCAGUGUGCAGUGCAUUCACCAGAGCCUUGGACUGUACCCCCCAGGACCCUCCAUCCACUUUCCAAGAACUUCUGCUGACUUCUCCGCUCGUGCAGGCGCGGACCCUGAGCUGGAAGGACUUUGCUCCCGGGGAUUUGUCAACACAGGAUAAAGUCAGCGGCUCCCUGUGCUGUCAGUGAGAGGCAAGCUGGGCAGCCUGGACCUCAAGAGAAUAGUCUCCAGUUGCUCCACCAGCAUGCAGAACUACAAGUAUGACAAGGCCAUGGUACCAGAGAGCAGGAAUGGGGGCAGCACCACUCUCAACAACAAUAAUGGCCCUGGCAACUGCAAGAAGAUCCUCCUCAUCUUCCUGGAUGUAUUCUGCCUCAUAGUCGCCGCCCUCCCUUUCCUGAUAAUUGAAACUAACAGAAUCCAACCGUAUCAUCGGGGGUUCUACUGUAAGGAUGAGAGUAUCCGGUACCCCACCAAAUCAGGAGAGACAAUUAGUGACGCUGUGCUAUCUGCUGCUGGCAUUUUAAUUUCCAUCCUUGCUAUCAUUGUGGGCGAGUUCUUCCGGAUAUACUACUUGAAGGAGCGCUCAUAUUCUUUCAUCCAGAAUCCCUACGUCUCUGCCUUGUACAAGCAAGUCGGGUGCUUCGUAUUCGGCUGUGCGAUAAGUCAGUCUUUUACAGACAUUGCAAAGGUUUCCAUUGGACGUUUGCGCCCUCAUUUCAUAGAAGUUUGUGAUCCGGAUUUCACGCAAAUCAACUGUUCUCUUGGAUACAUCCAGGAUUAUAAGUGCAGAGGUCUGGAGAGUAAAGUCACUGAAGCCAGAAAGUCGUUCUUCUCCGGCCACGCCUCCUUCUCCAUGUAUACCAUGCUGUACUUGGUGUUUUACCUUCAGUCAAGAUUUACAUGGAGAGGAGCCCGGCUCCUGCGCCCCCUGCUGCAGUUCACCCUCCUUAUGAUGGCCUUCUACACAGGGCUGUCCCGAGUCUCGGACCACAAGCAUCAUCCCUCCGACGUGCUGGCUGGUUUCGUGCAGGGAGCUUUGGUGGCUUAUUGCAUAGUGUUUUUCGUAUCAGACCUCUUCAAGACGCCGAAGAAACCCACUGUCACCCCUCCUCCUGUGAAGAAAGACUCUCUGUCACCUGUGGACAUCAUUGACCGAAAUAUUGUAUAAAACCACCGAAAACUGAUUGCAGAAGAACUUCUGACAGUGAAUUCAUUGACCUGCUGCUUUCCAAUCUCAUCAGACAGUAGAAUGUAGAGAAAGACUCUUUGACCCAACCAAACGGAGACUUAAAAAAGAAAAAAAAAUACAAUAAACAAUGUCUGCUAUGAGGCCUUUCGAUCACAACCUGGCAUAAGGUGGGGGAAGUUCAGACUAUUGGGCGGCCAAGUGAUGACAAGAAGCCAAGAUGGAAUUCCAGAUGUACAAUUGGUCUUUAUCUGUUCAUGUUGUAAUGAACAACCUAUUGUUCAUAAAUUUAUGAACUCCAAACUUUAUUUGAACAAAAGGGAGUUGUCUUUGACUAUAGAUAUUCUUGGCUCAUAGAAAAAAACUGAUUAUUAACGAUAGCACUAUAUAGAUCUAUAGCACUCAUAUGUAGUAAGACCAUAAGGGACUCAUGGUUGGGGAUGGUGUCUCCAUUAUUGGCCAUUCCCGAUGGA